AUGGUUCAUGGACACAGUUUUCUUCACGUUGUUGCAGUUGUUCUUAUACUUGGGUUGUCUGGGGAAGCAAAGAAAGAAGCAGUGAAAAAUAAUUCAGGUAUCCAGCCAGCAGGUCAGUGUGGAACUUGGGUAAAGGAACCAGAGGGAGGAUUGUUCACUUCCCCGAAUUACCCCAACAAAUACCCACCAGAGCGAGAGUGCAUCUAUAUUAUUGAGGCUCCCCCGAGACAGUGUAUUGAUCUCUUCUUUGAUGAAAAGUAUUCAAUAGAGCCUUCAUGGGAAUGUAAAUUUGACCACAUUGAAGUACGGGAUGGACCAUUUGGCUUUUCUCCAAUAAUUGGACGCUACUGUGGCCGGCAAGUUCCUCCAUAUAUCAGAUCCAGUGGCCGAUACCUUUGGAUAAAAUUUGUCUCCGAUGGUGAGCUGGAGGCCAUGGGAUUUUCUGCAAGCUACAACUUCACAGCAGAUCCGGACUUUAAAGACCUGGGAGCUCCCAAACCUCUGCCCUUUUGUGAAUUUGAAAUGGGAGGACCCGAGGGGAUUGUGGAAUCUCAACAAAUCACCAAAGAUGGCAAGGCCUUACAAACGGAGGCGGUGGACUGCAAGUGGUAUAUCCGUGCUCCUCCGCGCUCUAAGAUCUACUUGCGGUUCCUGGACUAUGAGAUGCAGAACUCAAAUGAGUGCAAACGUAAUUUUGUGGCCGUGUAUGAUGGAAGCAGCUCAGUGGAGGACCUGAAGAACAAAUUUUGUAGCACAGUGGCUAAUGAUGUGAUGCUUGUCAACGCACUGGGUGUGAUCCGCAUGUGGGCAGACGAGGGAAGCCGAAAAAGCCGGUUCCGCAUCCUGUUCACAACCUUCCAAGAGCCUCCGUGUGAGGCAGACACUUUCUUUUGCCACAGCAACAUGUGCAUCAACAACACACUGGUGUGUAAUGGAAUUCAGAACUGUGUGUACCCCUGGGACGAAAACCACUGCAAAGAGAAGAGGAAAGCAAAUAUUCUGGAUAACCUCAACAACACUAAUGGCACCAUCAUCGGGGUAACAUGCUGCAUCGUCAUCAUCCUCCUCAUUGUGUCGGUCAUAGUGCAGAUUAAGCAGCCAAGGAAGAAGUACAUCCUGCAUCGUGAGGACUUUGACCCCACAAUGUUCCAGGAGGUGUUUGAACCCCCACAUUACGAGCUGUGCACGCUACGUAGCGCCGCGGCUUCGGCUGACCUGGUGGACCUAACCGAGGACUUUGAGAGCUACCACAAACUGCGACGCUCUUCCUCGCGCUGCGUUCACGACCACCACUGCGGCUCGCAAUUAUCCAUCGCGAAGGGUAGCCGCACCAACCUGAAUACCCGCGAUGCAGCCUCAGCCAUCUUGACAGACAUCCCACCUCAGCCCGUGAGGCCGCUUCUGCCCGCCAGCAACCGUCGUAGCAUCCUGGUGAUGAAGCACAGCUACUCGCAAGAAGCUGCGGACGCCUGCGAUCUGGACGACGACCUGGAGGAAGUGCCUACCACCAGCCACAGGUUGUCCAGACAUGAGAAGGCAGUGCAGCGACUUCUUGAAAAUAGUGCAAUCCUGGAUCAGUACGAACGGGCUUCAAUGAAAUAUGAAAAUAUGGACCGGCGAUAUACACCAGCAUGA
Chanos chanos (milkfish) is the source of this 1635-nucleotide messenger RNA. It is a transcript of the gene neto1l, whose product is annotated as neuropilin (NRP) and tolloid (TLL)-like 1, like. Lineage: Eukaryota; Metazoa; Chordata; Actinopteri; Gonorynchiformes; Chanidae. Gene Ontology annotation, biological process: positive regulation of excitatory postsynaptic potential. Gene Ontology annotation, cellular component: postsynaptic density. The transcript is spliced from 10 exons. The record is from RefSeq and is a predicted model, not a curated record. The coding region runs from base 1 to 1635 and encodes 544 amino acids. Gene Ontology annotation, molecular function: ionotropic glutamate receptor binding.